This is a messenger RNA of Salpingoeca rosetta, 4913 nucleotides long. Its product is annotated as TKL protein kinase. The transcript is spliced from 3 exons. Gene Ontology annotation, molecular function: protein kinase activity; protein binding; ATP binding. Gene Ontology annotation, biological process: protein phosphorylation. Lineage: Eukaryota; Choanoflagellata; Craspedida; Salpingoecidae. The record is from RefSeq and is a predicted model, not a curated record. The coding region runs from base 35 to 4552 and encodes 1505 amino acids. Gene Ontology annotation, cellular component: extracellular matrix.
CUUGCUUUGCUUGUCCGUCUGUCAUUCUGGGGGCAUGCGAGGGCUGCUGGCGAUUGCGCUGGUGCUGGCGAUAGCAUCUGCGCUUGGCUGUGCCCAUGCGCAAGCCUCACGCACGCUUGGCAGCGUUGCGUCAAUGACACAACCACCAAAACGCCUCGCCUCCGCCGAAGAAGAAGAAGCUGAAGCGUUGUGCUCACCCGAUUCUUCUGCGGACAGCGACGCGAUCGCAUCAUCUGCUGCAUCAAUCUUGCACGUUGGCUGUUCUGCGCACAGCACGCUGUGCCGGGAGGCCAAGGCUGAGCUGCAACAACUGCUGCAACUCGUUCACCGUGCACCCCACGUUCACAACACGACUGGUACUGACGUCGACGACAAGAGCGGCAACAGGACAGGCGACGGGGCGUCUGACCCACCCCAACCGCAAGCAACUGCCACCGCGCUGCAACGUGCACUCACCUUCUUCUGUGACAGCGGCAGUGGAGGAGUUGACUCAGAUCGGCUUCAUCCUGUGAAAACACAGCCAGCGCACCAAGGAACGCCGCUUGCUGCGGACGUGCCAACGCUAAGAACGCCAAGCAACGGUGACUUCUUCGGUGAAUCCGCAGCAGAUCCUCCGCUGUCACGGCCACCACCUGGCGUCCAGAAACACCAGCGAUCAGCUGCUCCGCGUGGACGGUUGCAGUCCAGGACCCGCCGGAACGAAGAGGAUGUGGACCACGCCGUGUGCACGUUGUCCAGCCUGCUUGCUCUCAACUGCAGCUCGCCUCCCACCGCUGUUCCCACGAGUACGUUGGAAGUUAUUGUGGAUGCUGUUGAGGAGCUGGGCGCCCUCAUAACACAGCCUGACCCCGACUUCGACAGGGCUGUCGCCGCAGAGUAUGUACUACAACAGACGGACACUUGGAAGCCACGAACUCUCGUUGUAAGCGGGCUGGUGUACUUGGAGGAUUUGGUGUGGCUGCUCGACAGCGGCACUUGGGGCAAUGCGGUCAACUUCAGGCUGACUGGUCUCAACACGCCCACGCUAUGUCUCAACAUCUUCAACCCCUUGCGGAAUGUUCGUAACAUUCGCAUCUCGGAUGGCCAUGUAAUUCACCUCGCCCAAACGUGCAGCGAUGUUGAACCAACGUUCCGACCGGGAGUGUUUCUGCAAGAACUGCGCCUGCAGCGCAUGAACAUUCGCAACAUCGCAGAUAACACGUUUCGUAACAUGCACAUCGUCCACACAUUUGAUUUUCGAGACAACCAGUUAACGGCCGUCACAAACAGCACUCUGUUUGGGCUGAAUCAUCUAGUCCUUCUGCAGCUGCGCGACAACCACAUCAGCGCGAUUGAAGAUGGUGCAUUUGCUGGAAAGACACGGCUUACAACUCUGAACUUGAUCGAGAACGAUCUUACGCAACUGUCGGAGCGUGUGCUAUCGCCACUUACGACGCUGCGAAUCUUGCAUCUGAAUACCAACCCCCUCAACGCACUUGCAGAGAAAACAUUUGCGUCCCAAAGGAGCCUGCGUUCGCUGUUCAUGAACAACUGCAAUCUACAAAGAUUGCCACCCAGUGUGUUUCAGAACACAACUGCGCUUGCUGACAUCCGCAUCAGCAACAACAAGCUGACCCACCUCCCAGAGGGCAUAUUCUCCAACUCGUACCAGUUGAAACGGUUUGAUUUCGAUAACAAUGCCCUGCGUCGGGUUGAUCGCCUCUGGACUGGAACACGCCAUCAGUUGUUCCGUAUCCAGCUGACCCACAACCGCCUGACGCUCAUCCAUCCAUCCAUUAUUCCAUCUGCCCCGAAUUUGAUCAUUUUCCUCGUUGGGCACAACGUCCUGACUUCAACUGUUUUGUCUUCGCUGCAUGACCAUGCGCAGCUGGCUAUUGUGGAUGCCAGCUUCAACAGUAUCUUGUCCAUUCCGGACGAUGCGCUGCGCAAUAUGACGCGACUACGGCAGCUAUCCCUAACUGACAAUCUUCUCACAAAGUUCCCAGCAAGGAAACUUCCGUCCCUCCUCUCCCUGCGCCUGAGCAACAACCCCCUCAGGGUUCAGCCAGAUGUAUCUCUUUAUUCUCAACUUGACGAACUGGACUGGACCAACCACCGCAUUCCACACCUGGACGCCACGCCCUUCCUCCAACUGCCUCGUUUGCACCGGCUGGAAAUUGCAGCCGCCAAAGAUGCGCCCCCGGCCACUUUGAGCCUGAGCAGCAUCAGCAACCUUCAGGACUUGAAUCGACUGAGUGCUGUGGACGUGCGAAAUAUCGAUGCUGGCCCAUUGUUCAGCAUACUUAAAGGCAGGGUUGGAUUUGCGCUGCGGGAGCUGUCCCUUGGCUGGAGCGGCAUGGACGAGACCACCUUGUCUUUGACUGACAUCUGUUUCUUUCUCUCGGACACCGUCACCCGCUUUGAGUUGUUUGACACCGGUUUCACGCACGUGCGCCUGUGCGAUGGCGUCGCCUACGACGCCGUCUUCCUCCAAGACAACCUGCACCUGCAGAGCGUGAGCAGUGUCGGCGGUGUGCAGCAGCUCAACGUGUCCGGGUGUCCACGUCUGCAGCAGCUGCAGGUGCCGUCAGCAGAGGUGCUGGACAUCAGUGGCACACGGGUGCCGCUGUUCCGUGGACUGUGCACGUCGCUGGGAACACGCACGGUUGUUGCACGCAACUGGCAUACCCGAGAUUUAAGCGACGAAGCGCGCUUGCAACAACUGCUGUCGCAGUGUUUGUUAACCAGUCGUGUGGAUGUGCUGGACCUGAGCGACAAUGCACAGCUUGACCAGCCAGGUGUGGUUGAGGAUGUGGUUUCGAGCGUUGUGGUGCUGGGAGGAGACGGACAACAGAUAAAUGAUGACUUUGCCCGCUUGGUUGGCCGAACAUCGGUUGGCUUGCUGCAACUCGCGAAUGCACCCAUCACUUGCCAACUUCAGUUCCUUGACCUUCGCAUUCGGCAAUCAGGGCAAAUUCGGCACAUUCGCUUCCAAGAGCUGGGCUACUUCUACAUGUGCCAGUGCUCGCAAGGGUAUGAGCAUCGCGGUGGACGCUGCCGUGUGAUCGAGCGUGACAACACAGCAGCGGUGCUGGGCACGCUGGCAGGCGUAAUUGCGCUUCAAGUGAUUUUGCUCGUCAUUUACCGGACAUACAAGCGGCAGCGACGCCUGCAGACGGACAACGCGCUGAAGGAGAAACUGCUGGUGGAGCGAGACGCGGAGGUGAUGGCGCUGAAGAAGGGGUGGGAGAUCGAGUACGGCGAGCUGGAGAUGCGGCGCCACAUCUGCACGGGCGCGUUUGGCGACGUGUGGGAGGGGCGCUGGGACACGGUGAGGGUGGCGGUCAAGGUGAUGAAGCAAGAGGUGCUGCUGUUUGACGAGACGACGAUGCAGGAGUUUGAAAAGGAGGUGGAAUUCCUGCAGCGGACACGGCACCCGCACCUGGUUCGCUUUUUUGGUGCUGGCAAGGACCCCAGCAACUCGCCCUUCCUGGUGCUGGAGUUUGUCGCCCUCGGAUCGCUGACCGACCUGCUUGAAAGGGACUUGGACGAGUGGCUGGACCAGCGCCGUCAGCAACAGCAGCAGCAGCAGAUGCAGCAUGGCGGUGGCGUAGGCGGACUGCAAGAUGACGAUGCUGGCGGAGGCUGGGUCGAUGUGCACCGGGUAGAUGACGACGUUGCCGUGCAUGCGGAUGGUGCUUUGACGGCGUGGGACCUGAAGCAGCGGCUGGCAGGCGACAUUGCCUGCGGCAUGGCGUUUAUCCACUCCCUCUACCAAGUCCACAGAGACUUGAAGAGCGGCAACGUGCUGGUGUCGAGCGCGCUGCGUGGAAAGAUUACGGACUUCGGGUCCAUCCGCCAACGCCUGAAGCGCCACGACAGGCACGGAGGCAGCCAGCGGAGCUCCAAGGGCAAGUCUGGUCGCAGCACGAAGCGCCAGCAGUCCCUGUGGAGGAAGAAGAAGAAGAAGCAGCGUCCAAUGCCUGCAGGCACCCUGCUCCGCUCCAACACCAACACCAACGACUUUGACAACCAUGACGACUACGACGAUGAUGGUGCGGAUGAUGUGGCCGGCAGCGAUCGCGGCGACACGAGCGAGACGCGGUGGCCGACGGAUCGCGAGGGACACGAGCUCCGGUACUCGUGGGCCGUUGGCUCAAAGACGAUGCACCUGAGCAUGACGGCUGGCGUGGGCACGCCCAUGUACAUGGCACCUGAGGCCCUGUAUGGGCGCGAAUAUGGGCAGAAGGCGGACGUGUUCAGCUUUGGCGUUGUGCUGUGGGAGAUUGUGACGCAGCAGCAGCCGGACAUUAUUGCCCAAGAGUACGGCGACACCUUUGACGGUCCUUUGUUCCCCACCAUCAAGCAGCUGCUCGAGGAUGGCAAGCGCCUUCGCUUCCCAGACGAUUCAGAGGCCUCGCCAGGAUCGUCGUCGGCGCCAGCAUGGUUCCGUGACAUGGCCGCGGCGUGCAUGGCGCAGACACCAAAGGACCGUCCCACAUUCCAGGAGCUGGAAAAGAAGCUCCGCAGCACACAACCUCCUUCUUCUGCUUCUUCUGCUUCUGCUGUUUGAAGUGCUUACUUUUGUUCGUGUGUGGCGGUGGGAUGAUGUGUGACGUUGCGCUUCUUUGUUUCAGGUCUUGUUUUUUCGUUCGUUGUUGUUGGGCCCCUUUUUCUUUUUCGGGUUCUUUGUGCUCCGUUCACGCACAAGCACACGCACCAGCAACAUCCACCAUGAUCUUGCUCCGCUUGCUUCUCAUGCGCACGCUUGCGCCUGGUUAUGUGAUGUGACCUUGUUGCUGCUCUACGUUACUCUUCUUCUGUCUUGCUCGGGGGCGUGUCGCGAACAUCGCUGCUCACAACACCAAUGCAAAUUCCAUCACCAAAUGGUUCCGAAGAGAGCCAUCUGUCCUUUCUUAAAACCCUCACGCCAC